This is a messenger RNA of Gossypium raimondii (Peruvian cotton), 1293 nucleotides long. Its product is annotated as tobamovirus multiplication protein 3-like. NCBI's taxonomy places the organism in Eukaryota, Viridiplantae, Streptophyta, Magnoliopsida, Malvales, Malvaceae. The record is from RefSeq and is a predicted model, not a curated record. Bases 621 to 1283 code for a protein of 220 amino acids. The transcript is spliced from 7 exons.
UCUUUUUCCCCCCAAUUCCUUUCUCCCCUACCCCGAUUCCCUUUAUUUUUACCCCCAAUUUCCCCAAAUCAGCAGCCCUUUUAUUUUUCCCAAACCAUUUCUCCCCUUCCCCGAUUCCCUUUAUUUUUCCCCCCAAUUUCCCCAAAUCGGCAGUCCUCUGCAUCUCCUCAUCUUCUUCCUCACAUUUCAUUCGUCCCAAAAAAACAUUUCUAUUCCUCUUUUAUACAAACAAAAAACAAUGGCUACACCGUUGCUUCAUCUUCUUCCUUUACCAUGCUUCAUUUAGCUUCAUUGUUCUCCAUUUUCGUAUUAGCUUCAUCUUCUUCCGUUGCUUCAUUGUUCUCCAUUUUGACACUUUUAGCGCAGUCGAAAUGUUUCUAAUAUGUGCUUGAAGUUGCUGUGUAUUCCAGGGGCUUUGGGAUGCAGAAAGCGACAAUGAUGGCUAACAAGAAGGCUGCGUUUUGCGGGUUAUAUCCCAGUUUUAGUCAUUCUAUCUAAAAUGCGAUAAGAAAUUUUUAUUUAAGAAAUCAAGUGGAAUUAAGAUUCUGUUUUAGUAUAUUUAUGGUCUUAACGUUGUUGUCGUUAAUUGAUAUUUUUAGGUUCAAUUGAUUCGGAUACAAAUGAGAGUUCCCGAGUAUGGUUGGACCACGCAGAAGGUCUUCCAUUUUCUAAAUUUUCUGGUGAAUGGGGUUCGCGCCUUAGUUUUUGUUUUCGGACGGAGUGUGCAGAAUUUACAUCCAGAGAUUGUUCAACAUAUCUUGCUUGACAUGCCGAGUCUAGCUUUCUUCACGACAUAUGCACUUUUGAUUUUGUUUUGGGCUGAGAUUUACUACCAGGCACAUGCUGUAUCAACUGAUAGAUUGAGGCCUAGUUUCUUUACAAUUAAUGCUGUAGUUUAUACUAUUCAGAUAGCAAUGUGGCAGAUAUUGUGGUGGAAAUAUAUUCCACUUUUAGUCAUUCUAUCUAAAAUGUUCUUUGCAGGUUUGUCACUAUUUGCGGCAUUUGGCUUUUUACUGUAUGGUGGAAGCAGGGAUGAUGAAGAUGAUUCUGUUGCCAAGAUGAAGGCAGCUGAGGAAGCCUUGGAAGCAAAACAAAAAGUAACAAAUAGCUUGUCUACUACCUGUUCUUUUCUUUUUAUCAUGUUUUAUAAUUUUGUGACAAAUUGUUCUUGGUACUCUGAAGAUAUUUAUGCAAAAUUACCCUAUGAUUCUAUUUUAUUUAUACUGCAUGGUUGCACCAUGUAUUUCUUAACUAGUUUGAUAAAUUUUAUGUGUGGUGUUUAAUUUUCCGUUA